AUGAGUGCAAGAAACUUUAUUUCAACAGCUCAAUUAUUAGUAAUACUCAUCUUCUUUAUCUCCUCAUUCUUCCAUGUAAAUGCCUUAACUUCAUCUGUCAAAAAUGGCAGAGAAGCCAUAGAAGUCAUAAUUGGUGGAGGAGGAGAUGUCCCUCCCAUUGCUCCUGCUUAUCCUCCAUAUUCAUAUUCUCCUCCUCCACAAGAACCACUUUGCCCUCUUCCUCCCCCUCCUCCAGAACCACUUUGUCCCCCUCCCAUGCCCCCACCUCCUCCUCCUGAGCCACUUUGUCCCCCUCCCAUGUCACCCCCACCACCACCACCCCCAAUAAUUCCAAAUCCUCCCAAACUAUCUCCACCCCCACCCCCACCCAACCCCAAUUAUCUACUAGCAUCAGCCAUAAGUGUCAUUCAAAGAUUUAGGAAGACAAUAACUAGUGACCCCUCUGGCAUUACAAAAACAUGGGUAGGCAAGGACAUUUGCAAAGACCCAACCAAGUAUAUAGGUUUCAUUUGCAACAAUAACAAAGUGGUUGCUGUCAAUUUCAAUGGUAGAAACUUUAAGGGAAAUCCUCUGUCUCUGAAAGAUUUCAUUAAUGGAAUCCCCACUCUGGAAAUCUUCCAUUCCAACUCUAACAACUUCACUGGAGAAAUACCCAAUAAUAUAUCGACCCAGAGUAUUCCUAAUCUUUUCGAACUUGAUUUGAGCAACAACAAAUAUGUUGGUUUUUUUCCAAAAGCUGUUCUUGGUGCCACCAGGUUAACUUAUUUGGAUCUCAGAUUCAACCAGAUAAAAGGUCCAGUAAACCCUCAAGUAUUCACACUGGACCUUGAUAUUCUUUUUCUCAACAACAAUUGUUUUUCCGGGAAAAUCCCAGAAAAUUUAGGCCGUACUGCUGCCCUGUAUCUUACAUUAGCCAACAAUAAAUUCAUUGGUGAAAUCCCCAAAAGCAUUGGUCAUGCCAAGGGAAACCUCCUUGAGGUUCUCUUCUUCAAUAAUCAACUUACUGGUUGCUUGCCUUAUGAGAUAGGCAUGUUGAAAUUGGCAUCUGUAUUUGAUGCUAGUAAGAAUAAAUUAACAGGUCCGAUCCCGCAAUCUUUCGGGUGCCUUGAGCAAAUGGAAGUGAUGGAUCUGUCUUACAAUCAAUUGUAUGGGGAAGUGCCGGAAACAUUGUGCAAGAUCAGUAGCUUGGAGGAACUCACUUUGAAAUACAACUAUUUCACACAGAUUGGACCGGAAUGUCGGAAGUUGGUAAAGGAGAAUGUACUUGAUAUUGGCAUGAAUUGCAUUAUUGAUCUUGAGAACCAGAGAAAGCCGGAGGAAUGCGAAACUUUCUUUUUGCAAAAGAGAAAUUGCCGGGACAUGAAGUCACUAAGCUAUGUACCUUGUAAGAUUCAUGACUUCUCUUCUAGGAAGAGUUCUUCUCAUACCGGCGAUGCAAGGACUCGUUCGACUACUUAUGCUGCCCUCAAGAAACCUCACCACUGAUUUAUCCACCAUUUAUAAUUUUCAUAAUUAUAAUAGCAAUGUAUGUUACAACACUGUUGACUUAUAUUUACUUGUUUUAUGUAUUGAAUUUGUAAGUAAUGAGUAUAAUUAAGCUUCA
This is a messenger RNA of Solanum verrucosum, 1603 nucleotides long. RefSeq lists its product as uncharacterized. NCBI's taxonomy places the organism in Eukaryota, Viridiplantae, Streptophyta, Magnoliopsida, Solanales, Solanaceae. The coding region runs from base 1 to 1485 and encodes 494 amino acids. Gene Ontology annotation, molecular function: protein binding. The record is from RefSeq and is a predicted model, not a curated record. The transcript has a single exon.